Molecule: messenger RNA, 4829 nt
Organism: Trichobilharzia szidati
Lineage: Eukaryota; Metazoa; Platyhelminthes; Trematoda; Strigeidida; Schistosomatidae
Source: the annotation of a GenBank genome assembly
GCGCCUGUUGUUAAUUGCGCGAUAACAUGUUUCAGCAUGAUAAAUUGCAGAAAACUAAGAAAAAUAUGAUUUUUCUAAUGAUGCUACUAACCCUAAUCAUAAUGAAUUAGUUGUAUGCGUAUAUGAUUAACACAAUGAUUAACAAAAAAAGACAAAGGCACACCCACCCAACUACCCACACCCACCCCAACACACACAUGCACACACAUGUAAACCGAGUGAAACAGUGAUAGAAAAUAUUCAUCUUGGAUGAUAAAAUUAUAUCAAAUCAGAUCAGAUCAGAUCAGACCAUAUCAAAUUGAAUCGAGUGAAUUAGCGCAUAUCUCUCUCUAAUCAAGGUAUAUAUACAUAAAUAAACACAUUGGCUAUUCAUGUUUGACAAAACACAACUCACCUAACUAACUAACUAAUUGACCAGUUGACAGAAAUUCAAUCAAAAUAUAUGGAAAAAUAAGACGUGAAACAAGCAUCUGUGUUAUCCAUUGUCAGUCUAAUCAACACUAGAUUACAUUAGUCCUUAUUUCCUAUCGUUAAUAUUAUCAUUGUCAAUUGUAAAACAGUUCAAUAGUCUAUCUGUUCAAUGGAAAUGCAAAUCAAAAAACCACGUAAAAGUCAACAGCAAAAUGUGAAUAGUGAAUCACUAAACGCAUCAACUGGUACUCUAAACUCACUUAUAUCAGCUACACCAAAUUGGACUAGAGAUGCAGUACUCGGUGAGCAUUUAUGGAAUGAUACAACAUCAACUGACUCUUGUUAUGUCGAUGAAUCAGAGUGUUGCAAAUCUGGAGCCAAACGAAAAUGUUCCGCUUGUCAGAUUAUUUGUCAUGUGCAUUGUCUUCCAUUGAUUCAGGUGCCUUGUAGACCAACUUUUCGUGAAGCCUAUAUCCGUGACUACCGUACAGAGAAGACACGUAAAACUGCAUCCUUUCGGUCAAUUCGUGUACGGAGAAAAAAACACCCAGUGUCAACAAAUACAAAACAUCAUUGGAUUAAACGUAAACGUCAAGAUAAUAAAUGUAAACAUUGUGGUAAAUCUAUGCAAUCAAUAUUGGGAUUUUCUUCAAAAGAAUACAUGACAGUUCAGUGUACAUGGUGUAAAAUAGGCUAUCAUAAUAAGUCUUCGUGUUUUCAUGAAUCUUCGCUAUUGUCUGAACCAUGUUCAUUGGGACCACAUUCAGAUCUGAUUGUUCCACCUGAUUGGAUUAUCAAGCUUAGUGAAGGAAAUAAUUUCAAAUCAUCAUCAAUACGUCGAUCGAGUAGUUUUGUAGCAGCACCGCAUGCUCAUAAUAUCAGCAUACCACAGAUACGUUCAUCUACAUCACGUCCAGAAAAUCUUGACUAUUCCUCAAGUCAAAUUGUUAACAGUCUAUCAGAUCAUAUUACAUCAUCGAUAAGAAUCAAUGAAAAUGGUCACCAACCACCUGUAAAAGAUAAUAAUCAUCAUCAUCAUAUGAAUCAUUGUAAUGAUACAUCGAAAAUCUCUUUUGUUAUUAAAUCGAAUCCAACAAAUGCUGGUAAUCUUAAACCAUUGCUAGUAUUCCUCAAUCCAAAAUCCGGUGGAAAUCAAGCUAUAGUUUUAAUGAAAAAAUUCCAAUGGUUAUUAAAUCCACGUCAAGUGUUUGAUUUAUCACAAGGUGGACCAAAACUUGGCUUAGAAUUAUUCAAUCAUGUCCCAAAUCUGCGGAUACUGGUAUGCGGUGGUGAUGGUACAGUCGGCUGGAUAUUUUCUACAAUAGACUCUAUGACGUUUAGUACAGUUCCACCAGUUGCUGUCUUACCAUUAGGCACAGGAAAUGAUUUGGCUAGAGCUUUGAAUUGGGGUUCAGGUUACAUAGAUGAAUCAAUAUCGAAGAUAUUAACUUCAGUUAAUGAAGGUCGAAUUAUUGCAUUAGACAGAUGGCAAGUGAAUUGUGAACCACGUACAGAUCUCCAGACAGUUCAACAAGCAGUACCUGAUGCUGAAGAUGAUGAUAGUGGUAAAGUACGACCAAUCUCUGAUAGUUUACCAUUGAAAAUUUUUAAUAAUUAUUUCUCACUUGGUGCAGAUGCAGCAACAGCACUGGAAUUCCAUGAAUCUAGAGAAGCUAAUCCGGAGAAAUUCAAUAGCCGUUUGAAGAAUAAACUCUUCUAUGCUGGAUGUGGAGGUAAAGACUUACUUCUUCGAAGUUGGCGUGAUCUGUCUGAACACAUCACACUAAUGUGUGACGACGAAGAUUUAACGCCGCUUAUUCGUAGUUUAAAACCUCAUUGUAUAUUGUUUCUCAAUAUUCCAAGAUAUGGAUCUGGUACAUUGCCUUGGGGUAAUCCUGCUGCAGAAUUUCAACCUCAAAAAAUUGAUGAUGGCUAUAUUGAAGUUAUUGGUCUUACAUCGACAACACUGGCAACGCUACAAAUAGGCGGUCACGGGGAACGAAUCUGUCAGUGUCAACGUAUCCGGUUAACAACUGAUAAAGUUAUCCCUAUGCAAAUGGAUGGUGAACCAUGUCGUCUUGUCCCGGCUAACAUUGAAGUAUUCUGUUCACAUCAAGCUUUAGUGAUACAAAAGUUAACACGUUCUCCAGGAUCGAAUGCAAUAAUGAAUGAGGAUGAAAAUCAACUGCACUGGAAAACUAGUGGAUAUGAAGCAAGAAUAAAUGUAUCAGUUAUCGCACUGAAGGACUAUGAAUCUAUGUCUGAUGAUGUGAUCGCCCUGCGUCAAACAGCUCUGUCUUUUGGUGUGAUUACGGCAAAAUAUGAUGCCGAUUUAUCAACUAUACGUGAUAGUAUUAUUCAAUUGAAUAACACUCAGGUGAAAGGCAAAAAUGAAGAUUCUAAUGGUGUGAACAUAACUCAUCAUCACAGUACAACAUUGCAUUUAUCGGAUUCCUGGGUUUUUAUUGAUUCUACUACAGCGGCGUGUCGAUUUUUUCUGAUUGAUAAAGAACAAGAAAAGGUACACUUUAUAACAGAUGUCUGUAAUAUGGAAGAUUUAUUUCUAAUUGACUCCCAGUUAGAAUCUCGUCAGGUGAAUCAUACAAUGAAUGACAGCCUAUCACCACAACAGUCUUCUCAGCAUAACCACCACAACCACAGUCACCACCACCAAGAAGAACAACCACAACAGGGACUAACACCUGACGACUGUGAAUCCGUCAAUAAUCAGGUGACAGAAACACAGGACAGUGUACUAUUCAAGGCAGAGGAAGUUAAUGCAGCUGUGCGCAAUGAAGUUGAACAAGUAGACACCAGUGAGUUGAACAUUAAAUCAAUCAAAAUUAAGGAAGGGUCAAGCAUCCAUUCAAAUAUUGAAGAUGGUAAUGAGAACAAUGUGACUUGCAUUCAUGAAACUAAACUGCAAAAUGACAGUCUAACGCCUAAUGCAAAGCCAGAAAAUUUCAUACAAAUUGAUGAAUCAUUGAAGACUAUACCCUACUAUUCAUUGCUUACUGAUAAUGAGAAAAACAACUCUAAAAGUCAAAAAGAAGUAAAACAACAAAAAGUUACCUCAUUCACAGAGAGAAAAGAAAGUGAGAAAGAAGAACGGAAGGAAGAAGGAGAAGAAGAACGGGAAGAAGAAGGAGGAGGAGGAGACUCAAGUGUUACUGACUACAGAUAUGGUGAUGAGGAGAGCUCUAGUCGUAAUACUGACAGUUGUUCUAGCAGGCAUAGUAGCAGUAGUAGUACUGGUAGUUAUUGUAGUACCAUCAGUAUUCAUAACAAUGGCAAUUUUAACAAUAACAAUACUAGUCAGGAUGAUAAAACAAGCAUUUCAACAAUGUCGACAAUAACAAUGACAUCAACACCGACAGAAAGGUAUACUACUACAACAGAUGAUGCGAUAAGCAAUACAAUACAUUCAUUGUCUGUACAUGAUGCUGAAAACAGGAGAAGAGUCAGUCUCAAUAGUCAUCGAACAAACAGUCUUUCUGGUAGUGAGCUAAUCAUCAGAACAAAAAAUGAAACUGAUAAGGGAAGAAUAAAAGGAGACAGAAAAAUGAAGAAGAAGAAGAAUAGUCUUAGCAGCAGUGUUUCGAGUAAACUGACAACUGAAAUACAAAUUGUGUCAACAGAUGAAGAGGAAACUAGACAAGAUAAUAAAGAAAUGCAUAAAUCUAAGAAACACUGUCGAAUAAUAAGACGAACAGAAACUACUCCAAGUGAUUCAGAACAACUGCAACGACAUUUAAAUAAAGCUCUUCUUAAUGCCUCACGUAAAGGUACAACUGAACAUCAUAUUCAAUCCUUAUUAAAAGCUGGAGCUAGUAUACAAGCAAUAGAUAAAUAUGGAAGAUCGUGUUUACAUUUAGCAGCUAAAUUUGGUCGAGAUAAAGUUGUUGAAUAUCUUUUAAAGUAUUUUCCAACAGAAUUACUGGAUCUACAAGAAUAUGAAAAAAACCAAACAGCACUACACAAAGCUGCAGCAACUCGUCGAAGAAGUAUAUGUGAAAAUCUUAUCAGCGCUGGAGCUUGUCCAACUAUAACUGAUAUUCACGGGAAACAACCGAGUAGUUUAGCACUUGAAGCCAAUGACCCACAAUUAGCUACAUAUCUAAGAAGUAAGUUAAGAAUUUAAGUCAACUUAAAAAAAUACUCUCUAACCUUUUCUUUUCUUCUUUGUUUUCUUAGGAGAAGAAAUACUCUUUCUUAUUACGAAUAGUACUCAAAAGAUUGAAGUAUAAACAAAUGGAUGGUUACACCAAUUUAAUGUGUGGUAUACUUAAUAACUUAAUAAUAAAAAUGCCUGAAAGAAUUCCUGUGAUACUUAUUUAAACUGAAGAAAAAAAAUUUUGUCACUGAAGUUUUGUUUUUGUACUACACAAAUUUACUUAAUAUAAUAUAUACAUACUGAU